AUGAUCAAUUACCUUACUAAUCUACCUAAUCGGAUUCCAGAAAAACAAAGAGCAUUUCAAGCUGAUACAAGGCUUGUGCACCAGAAAUUACCAAGAGCAAGACUUUAUAUGGGUGUUUAUUAUACUAUCUUUACUUCUUCUAUGUUAUUUUCGACUUAUGGGUUAUACAAGUUGAUUAAAGGAAAGAAAUGA
Melampsora larici-populina 98AG31 is the source of this 192-nucleotide messenger RNA. RefSeq lists its product as uncharacterized. Lineage: Eukaryota; Fungi; Basidiomycota; Pucciniomycetes; Pucciniales; Melampsoraceae. Gene Ontology annotation, biological process: mitochondrial electron transport, cytochrome c to oxygen. The record is from RefSeq and is a predicted model, not a curated record. The transcript has 5 exons. Bases 1 to 192 code for a protein of 63 amino acids.